Moneuplotes crassus is the source of this 3423-nucleotide messenger RNA. Lineage: Eukaryota; Ciliophora; Spirotrichea; Euplotida; Euplotidae. The record is from the annotation of a GenBank genome assembly.
GGUAAUUGAACAUAGUUUGAAUGGCAAGACUCAAGGGAUGGCUAAGAAAAAAAAUGGCAGUCUGAAUACUCUUAGAACAAGAAAUAAAAUAGAAUUCCCUGUUCAUAACUUUAAUCAUUAUGGAUUAUCAGAAAAACCUCAAAAUAAAUCAGGAUUUCCGAAGCUAAAAUAGCAUUGUUGGGAAUUACAAUAUGGGUGAAGAGGAGAAAACUGCUAGAAGAAACAGUCUUGAGCGGAAGAAGGAGGAAGAACAAGCUGCCUUAAGUAAUCUUCCAAAGGAGUUUUCUUUUAAGCUACCAGAACUUAAAGGGCAAGGAAUUUUUGCAUCUUUUCAGCAAGAUGUUUCUAAAUUUAUUUCCAAUAUUGACAGGAAAAACUCAAGAAGACCAAGUAGAAAUUCAAUGACAAGGAGAACUAAUGACGAGCCUAAAAAUAAAGUAGUACUUCAGGUUAAAUAAAAGUAUUCAAGGUACUCCUUCUAAGAAUAAUGGUAUCAAAUCAGUGACUAGGUCUCCCUUAGUACCCAUAGUUUACAAACCCAUGGAAGAUAUCACUUCUCCAAGUUUCCUUAAAUCUCCAAGGAAAGGACUCAAGCCAAUGCAGGACUAUAAAUUGUUAGAUGAUUCUUUGAAGGCAAAUCCAAAUUUCUAUAGAAGUCAUAAGGAGGUGGUGAGGAAAGUAAAGAAAAAUAAAUUGAGCAUGAAAAGGAUAGCACAUUUAAUUUCCUGUCCAACUUCGAAAGAGAAUGAUAAGCCUGACUUAGGGUACUAUUCACAAGCUCAGAGUAACACUCGCAACCAAUCUACCGCAAGUUUGUAUGCAUCUACUCCAGAUAACAAAAAUGAGCUGAAGCCUGAUGAUAUGAUGGCUGGAGAAGAUGCUAUUCACAACAUGCACUCAAAGUUUAGGAAAUAUAGGAGAAUCAAGGAGAAGGAAAAAUUGGAAGGUUCUGAUCCUAAAUACCCACUUGUAGAGUUUAUGAAUGCAACUGACAAACGAAAGGUGUUACCAAAGACAACUGGCCUGGUCAAUAAAAAUCCUAGUGUUGAAAAAUACCCUCUAGAGUCUGUGAAAAGUGCUUUUGUAGGAAAAGAUUAUGCAGUCCCUUUCUCUGAAGGAAUUCAGGUUAUCAAUAAGCUUAAAGACCUUGACCUUAGCAGUAGUGAUUUGAGUAAUGGGAUGCUGGUUCCUAUCCUGGAGAAACUUCCUAACUCACUUGAGAAUCUUGAUAUUAGUAGUAACAGAAACUUUUCAAGUGCUGUGUAUCAAACACUUGCUUCCUUGAUUUCUGAUAAGGAAAGAAACAUCAAAUCUUUAUGUCUUGACAAUACAAAUAUGAAUGAUCAGAAUCUUGAGAUUUUGCAAGAAGCUCUUGUCUAUGCCAGAAAUUUAGAAACCCUUGAUAUAAGCAGGAAUGAGAUUACCGAUAGUGGAGCAAUUAUACUAGGAGAUAUUAUUUUAACAAAUAUAUCCCUCAAGACGCUUCUGGUUCACUGGAAUAGGCUCAUGUAUAAAGGGGGUAAAAUUAUUGCAAACUCCUUACAAGGAAACACCGUAUUGGAGACUUUUGAUAUCUCCUUCAAUAACAUUGGAGGGGGAUUUGAUCAUAAUAAAUGAGCAGAGGCUUUCAAAGAUUGCUUCAAGGAUAAUACCUCACUUAUUCAUUUGGAUAUUUCUUUCUGUGGGCUUAAUCAAGAAGAGAUUAUUAUCAUCAAUGAGGGUCUUAGUGAAAACCAUACAAUUUGGGGAAUCCACUGACUUGGAAAUGCUGGUAAAGUUGACCAAAUGGGGUACCUUGUCCCUUUCACCCUCAGAGAUGAUCCUAUUACCUAUACAUUUACAAGGAUUCAGGGAGGCCUCCAAGCUGGCAUAAUCGCAAAAGAGCAAAUAGGAAAUGCCAACAAGACUAAUUGCUGGAUUUGUGAAGGAUGGGUCCCUCAUAAAUUUGAAUUGACACCCGGUAUAUCAACUGAAGAACCUAUAAAUAAAGAAAAAGAACUAACAUUGCACGCAGAAUUUGAUAACUAUCAUCCUGAUCUAUUGCUAGCGGAUAAUAUCAAGAGUGGUGCCUUUUCUUCCUACAGGAUGAUUCCUCCCUUAGAUUGAAAAUACUAUUUCAUGAAUGAGGAUAAUACCAUAAUUUUGGCAGUGGAUCUCCCCCAAGAAGACUGAAUGUUAAUAAAUGAGCACAGGAAAUUAGAUAAAGUCAAUAUAAUGAAAGGGCUGAAGCAGACAACAUGCACAUUUGAUAAGGAUCAUAGGUCAAAAUUGCCCUGCAUCCCAAGACCACCUCCUAAAUUUCAUGAGAAGAAGGAAAGGAUCAAAACUCCUUGGGAUUUCUUCAAAUCUGUCUUCAAAGAUUAUAAGCCAGAUACUCCAAAGAUCCUUGAUGAAUGCUUUGAGUUCGACUGGAAUUGUAGUAAAAUCACUAAAUUAGUGAAGAAUGGAGAUGAUCAAACGGAAGUUAAGAAAUUACUCAGAUCUCUGUACAAGCAUUUUCGUGAAGUGUAUAAAUUCCAAGCAGCUUUGGGCCAAGUUGGGCUUUAUCCAAGCAUCGGUUCCAAUGUUAUUAGUGAGAUAAUUGGCGGGUGCAGCAAUUUGGUGGAUAAUACAUCCCUCAACCUCUCAGAUAUUGACCUGGAAUUUGUUGCAACUAAUGCUGGAAAUAAAAACAAUCCCAGAAAUCCUGAAAGGCAGCUAGUCAGGUACCAAUUGAUGGAAUAUUUUGUGAGAAUUGCCAAGUCCAAAUUUAUAAGGAACAAAACAUGAAGCACCUUUCAUGAAUCCAUGAGAAAGAUGUUUGAUGAACACCUCAAGGAGUUCUUUGAGAAGUACGAUUGCCAUAGAUGGAGGAAAAAUUAUCUCUGGAAUGAACACUGUGAUUAUGUGUUCAAAAGAUACAUGCCAGCUAUUAAAAAGAUCUAUGAAAAAUAUUGUGGCAGGUUUGCUCUCCCUGGUGCUCCAAAAUACAUGUCUUCAGAAGAAUUCUUUGAUCUUAUCGAUAAAAUAGGAGUUGUGAGUGAUGAUUUUGGCCAAAGAGAGAUUCUACCAAUCUUCAACUGUUCGAUGAUGACCCAGAUAGAUGAGCUUGAUAGUGAUAGACAUAUUAAUAUGACACUUGUAGAAUUUAUAGAAGCAAUUGGAAGACUUGCUUUUAAGAUAAAGCUGCCAAUACCAUUUGAAUACAUGAAUCUCAUCUUUAAAGAGAUGGUUAGUGAUAAUCCAAUCCUUGCUGAUGAGCUUCCGUUGUUUAUUUCAAUAGAAUCUUUAAUAGUUCAGAUGAUAAAAUGCUGAUUGAAGAAGGACUUCAUUGAGUCUUACUUGGAAAACAUGGAGAAAUAUUAUGAGGAUCAAUACAAUGCACCAAAGAGAACAAAAUAUGCUCAUAUAGGAGGACCAUACUAAUUCAACCUUAAUUUUAAA